Triticum turgidum subsp. durum (durum wheat) is the source of this 1221-nucleotide messenger RNA. The record is from the annotation of a GenBank genome assembly. NCBI's taxonomy places the organism in Eukaryota, Viridiplantae, Streptophyta, Magnoliopsida, Poales, Poaceae.
AUGGACCUUGCCGUGGGCGCCUCGAGCGACGCCGUGAAAUCUCUUGUCGGCAAGCUCGGGAGCCUUCUUGCUCAGCAGUACGGCCUGAUCCAAGGCGUCCGCGACGACAUCAGGUACAUUAAUGACGAGAUGGCCAGCAUGCAGGCUUUCCUUACCGCAAUCGAGCGGGCCGGCAACCAUGACGAGCAGAGGCGGGUUUGGAUGAAGCAGGUGCGCGACAUGGUCUAUGACAUAGAGGAUGUCAACCACCGCCUCGGCCCCGAGCCCCGCGGGAACGACAAACUCAUGUUCAUCAGGAAGGCAUGGUACCUGCUCACCACGUUGAAUGCGCGGCGCUGCGUCGCCACCGAGAUCGGCAACCUCAAGGUUUGGGCGCAGGAUAUCAGCAACCGGCGCAUGAGGUACGGGGUGGAGAACCCCACUACUAAAGAUGGAUGCAGUGAAGCUGAGGAAACUGAAGAUCCUAGUAGUGACCAUGUUGCCCCUCCACCCCAGUUCGUUGUUAGGGAGCGGCCUGUGGGCCUGGACUCUACCGUAGAAAAGCUCGAGGUAUUGUUAGAAUACCAGGAUUCACCAGGUUGUGAUCUGGAGUCAAGGACCAAUUACAACAACAGGACUCUCGCCAUCUUCGGAAUCGGUGGCCUUGGCAAGUCCAGACUCGCCAGGGAACUGUACGAUAAAUAUGGAGAUAAAUUUCACCACAGAGCAUUCGUGCAGGUCUCAAAGAAGUUCAAUCUUGUGAUGCUUCUGAGGAGUCUUGUUGAGCAGUUCCAUAGGCAGCAGACCCAUACAUCUCCAGCUGAUCUGCUUGACAGAUUUGAGGAAUGGGGGGAAAUACAGCUCAAGAAGAAACUCGCCGCCCAAUUAAAAGACAAAAGGUACCUUGUUCUGAUAGAUGACAUAUGGUCUGUAUCAGCAUGGGAAAAAAUUAAUGAUUCUUUGCCCCAAAGCAUGGGUGUCAUAGUGGCGACAACAAGGUUUAGGUCUGUAGCUGCUGCCUGCUGCCGUCGAAAUGGUCAUAUGUACGAGCAGCACCCACUCACUGAAGAGAACUCCUACAAACUGUUCCGUCAAAUCAUCUGCACGGCUUCUGAUGAGCCCACUGAUGCAGCUAAAGUUCUUCUUCAGAAAUGUGGAGGUUUACCUUUGGCCAUAAUCGUCGUAGCAGGCCUCGUGGCUGGGAAGCUGAGAUCUGGUCCUAGCUCGCUAACACUAUGUUAA